Messenger RNA from Ceratitis capitata (Mediterranean fruit fly), 1212 nucleotides. RefSeq lists its product as uncharacterized. Lineage: Eukaryota; Metazoa; Arthropoda; Insecta; Diptera; Tephritidae. The record is from RefSeq and is a predicted model, not a curated record. The coding region runs from base 454 to 1113 and encodes 219 amino acids. The transcript has 4 exons.
CCGAAAAUUAAUUAUCAACUUUUUGGAAUUUUUAUUUUUUUUUAACUUUAGCUGUGGCAACGUCAAAAUGUAUGCCACUUCAUUGAAAAUUUUCCGCGGUAGGUAUUAGGCGAAUAUAUUUCUGAAAUAUUACAUUCAGCAACCAUUUAAGCAUCAUAGAACAAUGAAACAUUUUUGAAUAAUUUUUUCCUUUUUUUCAAAAACCUCUUUCAUCUUUAAGACGCCAUAAAAACAAUUUAUGACGAGCAGCAAAUCUCAUGCGCCUUGUUGUCAAGGUCAUUGCUAUUGUACUGUGCUAUAAAUAUUUCCACUUCAUUCGGCUACACAACAAAGUUUCCAAUAUUGUUUUACGAAAAUUUCGAAAAUACAAAAUUAAGAAAAAAAAGAAUCAAAAGAAAGGAGAAAAAACCGCGCGCCUCCUUAUCUACAGAAACUCAAUGAAAAGCGCUCCAAAUGGACAAGCCGACUACGAUCGCAGUGCCCAAGAAGCUACCAGCACCAAUCAAAGCAGAAUUAAAGCAAGUUAAGUCGGUAAAAAUGAUAUGUUAUCAAAUCAUGAAACAAUUAAAAGUAGAACCAGCCAAGGAAUCACCAAACCAUUCAAAAGCAGAGCCAGUCAAGGAAUCACCGAAAUUUUUCAAAAUUGCGCAAGCCAAGGAGUCACAGAAAUGCUCAAAAGUAGAGCAGUCGAAGCCAAAAGUAGCUUAUCAGAUGACAACAUCGGAUUUAAAAGAGGAAUACAACAGAGCUUUCUAUAAAGACAAUGAGUUGAUAACACCGAUUAUACAACCCUUUUAUACUAAGCAAAAUAUAAGAAAGUUCCCCUACAUAAGUGACGAAGAGAAGAAGCAAUAUGAUUGUAUAGACAAUUACCUACAAGUGGUGGAUCUUUGUACAGAAAUUUCCAAAGAAGAGAAAAUGGUUGAUCAGAGUGUUAUCGAUCGAAUGCGAGCCAUUGCAGAAAAGCAAUACGAAGUAUAUGCUGAAUUGAAAAGAAAAAUGAACAUGGAUACAGCCUGCCAUUAUGAAAGAGAAUUAACUGGCGAUCUAAAUAUAGAGAAGAAUGUGGAUGAAGAUAAAGCUCAAGCACUAAUAUGUAGGUUCAAAUGGUAAAAUAAUAUCGCGUUCCAUUUCUUCUGGCACCGCUUCAAACUAACUUUAAAUGCUUUGUGACAAUAAUUAAAAAAAAAAAUAAAAUUAUUAUUAAAUUAA